This is a messenger RNA of Fraxinus pennsylvanica, 399 nucleotides long. The record is from the annotation of a GenBank genome assembly. Lineage: Eukaryota; Viridiplantae; Streptophyta; Magnoliopsida; Lamiales; Oleaceae.
AUGGAAUUUAAGUCUCCCGAGGAAAGAAAAAGUGUAGAAGAACUUCUAAGAGGCCAAAGGGAUUUCCAUUUUCCUACUGAAAAAGGUGAAACCGCUGGUUUCUUUUAUUCUAUAAAGGCCCUUGUUCUGAAGAUCACAUUUCAAAGAUUUUUCAUGGAUUUUGUAACGAGGGUUCACAACUACAGCAAGAAGCAAUGCAGAAGCCUCUCCAAGAAAAUGGGGGCAGUGAUGAAGAAGGUAGUUAAGAAGGGACACAAACACCAAUUUAUUUUCCAGUAUGAUCCUUCAAGUUAUGCCCUCAACUUCGACGAUGGUAUUCAAGAAUUGGGCGAAAGAUCAACAGUUUCUUACUCAAAGAAGACAGUUACAUGGAUUUUUGUUAUCUGCCCUAAAGUGUAG